UCAAAUAAACAUAUCCUCAUUCACUAAAUCGAUUAGAAGUAUUAUUGAAAGAUUUAAAGAAAAAUAUUUCUUGAAACUUUAAUGAAUAAAUUCGGAAAGUUAUUUUGCCCUCGCAACAGUGUCUCUGCGCUUAGAUUAUUCCUGUGUAACUCUAUAAUGUUAUUCAAAUGAUGAUAUAGAUUCUGCGCUAUUGUCGUAGUUGAUGAUUUAAAAAUUAAAUUAAAACAUUGCUAUCGAUUUCUAAUAUCGUUAAGUUAGAAGGUCGAGGAUGAAGAAAGACUUAACCUGAGGGCACUUGGUCAUAUUAGGGUCAUUUAUACAUUAGAUACGGUUUUAAAGAUAAAAGACGUUUCACAAUUUACCAUGUGUUUUAUAUAAGGUUUACGUUUCUAGAAUUUACAAUUUAAACUUUAUUUUUUCCUUAUUAAAAAAAUUAAUGUAAAAAAGAUGAAUAAAUUUUAAAAAAAAGUUUGAAAUUCUUAAGUUUAGAUCCUCCCGCUUAAUAGAAUUAAAACUGACAAAGAACAUCCUCUUAAAUUUUACAUUAUCCAAUUGAAGCGAUUGUUGUUUGAUAAAAGUAAAUAAAAAUUCCACUUCCGAAAAAUGAUCCGUUCCUCCCGAGAUUUUAGAAACUGAAAAAUUGAUAAAUUAAAUAUCCAGUUUAAGGAUCAAGUUUGAAUGACGCAAGCCUGACUAAUGACGUCAAUUAAGUUGUUUAAUCAUCAUUAACAAUACUUACAAAUUUGCUACUAGAGGAAAACAUCCAUCAAAUAUUUAAUUCGUGUGACAGGUCGUGAACUUUUAAUACAAACAAUACGAGUUCCUGACAAUAUUCGGAGAUGGUAAAGAAAAAAAAUGGCGGAAGAUUUAGAUUGCAAAUUGUCUUUCUUUUUAAUUAUACAAUGCUCCUGUUUUUUAAAUUAACAGAUUUUUUUUUUAAAUAUUGAUUGUUUAGAUUGAGGAGUCGACCUUUUUCUACUUCUGAUGGCCUUGAUUGAUACUUGGUUACGAUAAAAGAUUGAAAGUUCGUCAACAGUAGACAGAAUAUUUUUAAGAUUAGCAUAUGACUGGUGUAUAAAUUACGAAAUUCACGCAUGCUAAACCACUUUAAUCCGGUUUAUUAUUUGUAAAUUGCAUAGAUCUGUAGUAAUAUGUUGGUCAGAAAAUCGAACAGGAAGGCUCUCCGAGUAUCUCGGCCUAUCUGCUGACAACUUGUAGUAGAUGAUUGAUAAAUGGUGAGUGCUACUUUGCUCAUGUCUAAAGAAGAUACAAAAGAAAACCAAGACGAUGAAUCGUGGGAUAUUCCCGAACCACCGGAUGGUGGAUGGGGAUGGGUCAUUGUGGCUGUCUCGUUUUUGUGUAACAUGGUGGUGGAUGGUAUCAGUUACUCGUUUGGCAUAUUUUUUAUGGAAUUUGUUCAAUAUUACCGCGCUCCAAAGGGCCGUACGGCUUGGAUUGGCUCUCUACUUAGUGGAUGUUACUUGAGUGCGGGUCCGGUUGUAAGCGCUUUAACUAACAGAUUUGGCUGCAGAUCAGUGACCAUUGCGGGUAGUAUUGUGGCAAGCAUCGCUUUUAUAUUGAGUACCUUUGCACCAUCUGUCGAUGUCUUAAUGUUGACUUAUGGAAUCAUGGGAGGGAUUGGAUUUGGUUUGAUAUAUCUUCCGGCCAUCGUAAGCGUCAGUUACUACUUUUCUACUAAGAGGGCAUUUGCCACAGGUAUAGCAGUAUGUGGUUCUGGAAUGGGUGCCUUUGUCUUUGCACCUAUCUGUCAAGCCCUGUUAUCCAUUUACGACUGGAAAGGCUCUCUCUUGAUAUUGUCUGGAUUGACGCUAAAUUGCAUGGUAUUCGGAGCAUUAAUGCGCCCAUUGGAAUCUGCUGACGAUCAGAAGACAAUAAGCACUACUACAGAAAAGAGAGAGAGCAAGUUUGAUCUCAUUCAACACGAUGAUGGAACACUAGAGACAAAAGAAUUUAAUACAGAACCCGGAGUUCAAUCGAGACAAGAUCUGGACCAGAUGAAUAAAACUACGAGAAUGCCCUUUAUAACGCUUUCUAGUAUCGGAGAAACUUUAAAACCCGGUUGUGAAGGGAAAAACGGAACAAGAAAAUUAAGUCUUUUACAAUUGAAAUCGAACCUAGUUAUAGUUCAUCCCGAUAUGAACCACAAACCAAUUUCGCCUUCGACCGUACGCGAAAUUUCUCGACGGAAUUUGCAGCUUCCGAUGGAAUCAACUUCCAGCAUAAGUAAUAUUCCUCUGUCUAAUCGAAACAAUUCGGUUAUAGGAGAUUAUCAAUCGAGAAGAAUAUCGCGAAGAAGAGUUUCUAUAGAUGUACAUAAACAUACGUACAGACGAGAAUAUUAUCGUCCCAUAUACAGAAAAGAUAUAUUUUAUAGCGGAAGUAUCACCAGUUUGGCUCAAUAUAAUCAGUCGCAGAAAGAUAUAAGAACUUACGUAGCCAGUGUCACAUCGUUACCGAAGACAGAUGGAGAGGAAGAAGAAAGUUCUUGCGUUUCUCCAGCCAUAACGGUUGCCUUAAAGGAAAUGCUUAAUUUUUCCCUCUUGAAAGAUUGUUCUUUCAUGCUUUUAUGCAUUUCCAAUAUAUUCGGCAUGAUGGGUUUCUACAUUCCAUUCGUGUAUAUAACAGACAGUAGUACUUUGAAAGGAAUACCUAGAUCCGAUGCCGCAUUUAUUCUUUCCAUUAUCGGCAUCACAAACACACUAGGGAGGAUGGUUUUUGGGUGGUUUGCUGAUCGUCCACGAGUAUCCUCCUUGUGGGUAAACAACGUUUGUCUUCUUCUAAGUGGAAUAUGCGUUUUAUGCAUACCAUUCACCUUAACUUACACGACUGUACUCAUAGUCUGCACUCUUUUUGCAGUAUUUAUAUCGGCUUACAUGUGCCUGACCUCGAUUAUUUUAGUAGAUUUAGUAGGAUUGGAUCGUUUGACAAACGCUUUUGGGCUGCUGAGUUUAUUCAGAGGAACAGCAUCCAUUAUAGGAUCACCUGUUGCAGGUUCUAUAUAUGACAUAACCGGAAGUUAUACUUUUCCAUUUUUCGCUGCUGGCGGAAUGCUUAUUAUGGCGGCAAUUUUAUCAUCCAUCAUACCUUUCGUUAAAAAGUGUUCGAACUCUAACGAAUUAAAUCAACCCCCUAUAUCAUUAGAAGAAGCAGAAAAUGAGGAGAGUGCACAACAAAUGAUAUAAAUAUUCUGUUGUAGGAAUAUAGAUAUUGUAUAUAUAAUAUAAUAUAAUAUAAUCUACAGGAGGUGGAUCCAGAGUAGGAGAAAGAAAUCUCUUUUUUGCGAUUUGAACAACGAAUAUCAAAAAUGGAGAAGCGAAAAAAUCAGAUUUUAAAGCUGUUUUUAUUUCUAAAAUAUUUAGGAUGAAGUAGAAUAUUUAAAAAUUUAUUUUAUUUUUACCCUAAAUAUUUUAAAAGCGUACUGUAUUUUAUACAGAAAUCUGCCUCUAUACAUUUUAUGUGUACAUAGAUUAUAUUAAAUGAUAUAAUAUACAAUAAAAUGUAAUCUAUAUAUUGUAUAUAUAAAUAGAAUCUAUAUAAUUCGAAUAUUUUAUAUUAUAAAUUGAAGAAAUGCUUUUUUUAUUUUAUACAUCAAGUGUUUCUUUGUAUAAGUUUUCUUAUACGAAUUUCUGUACAAUAAUUUUUAUUAUUUUGUAAUUAAAAAUAAAUAUUAUUGUAUCGAAUUGUUGUCGAUUAAUUUCGAUUGCGGGAUGAGGUAAAUUCAAGGUUUUUAUAAUUAAAAUACAAAGGUUUAAAUGAAUUAUUACGGAAGUGAUAUUAUUUAUAAUGGUUUAUAGUUAUUGAAAAAAAUGGUUUUCCUUGUAUCUAAUCUAGAAUGUGAUGUAAGGCCUGGAUAUCCUUGAAACUUGUAGAAACGAGAAGAUUUUAAUAGCUCAAUUAGAAUUAAAAGAACCAGAUUUUAUUCGCUGAAUAAAUUAAGAUGAAUAAAAAUAAUAAAAUUUUAAUAAGAUUCUCGUUCUUAAGAACAUACAGGGCGAUGAAAUUACAUCAAAUAUUAUAUAAAUAAUUUUAAAAGUUUAAUUAAAUAAAAAUUUGUUUAUUUUUCGUAUACAAGCGAUAAUUGAUAUACUAUGGAGUAUUGUACUUAUACAUAAUAUUACUCAAUGUUAUUCAUUUCAUUAUUUUAUCACCUGCUGCUAAUUAAAAGUAAAUUAAGAUUUUAUUUAUUUUUAAUAAAAUAUUUCAAAUCUAUUUCUACUGAACAAUAAGAAUUUGAGUAUAUAUUACCUUUACAAAGAAAAAUAAUAUUAAAAAUUUGGAAUUAUUAUUCAUAUUAAGGUCACAAUUAUUUAACUGAGACUAUAAACAAGAUCGAUAGAUCGAAAAGAAGAUAAAUAUAAGUAAUCCUUAACUCAAUAUUUAUUAUAGUGUGACUGUAAUCUCCGAAAUUAAUUAUAUUAGUCAUAAUAAAUUAAAUUAAUGCCGCAUUACAUAAUUUACUAGAAGUUAGUCAUAUUAAUUAUAUAGGGAGAAAUUUCAUAUUUAUAUCUAACCACUUCCAGAGUAAUUCAUUUUAACCUUAUUUUAAUUCCAUUAUAGGUCAAAUAGUUACGAUAUAUUAUUCCAUUAUCUCAUGAUUAUAUAGUUCUAGUGGAGAAUAUUUCAACAAUAAAUUCUGUUACGUUUGUAUGUUUUUGUCUUAAAUAAAUAAAUAAAUAUAUAUGUUAUAAAAAUAUACAAUUAAAAAAA
This is a messenger RNA of Centruroides sculpturatus (bark scorpion), 4728 nucleotides long. RefSeq names its product monocarboxylate transporter 12-like. Gene Ontology annotation, biological process: monocarboxylic acid transport; transmembrane transport. The transcript has 6 exons. Lineage: Eukaryota; Metazoa; Arthropoda; Arachnida; Scorpiones; Buthidae. Gene Ontology annotation, molecular function: monocarboxylic acid transmembrane transporter activity. The record is from RefSeq and is a predicted model, not a curated record. Bases 1233 to 3203 code for a protein of 656 amino acids.